AAGGCGUGCAGUGUUGACUGGGUGACUCUAUAUUUUAAAAUAAAAACAUUUAAAACUGAAACCUUUAUCACUACCCGCCAUGUGGGUAAUAAGGAUAGGAGUAUCUAAGGAAGCAUGGGCGUUUAAAUUACGGCGCUAAUGAAAGCCAUGGGCGGGCGAGGCGCAGUGCGGUCGAGCGCUAGGCUUAGUGCUGAAACCACCCAGGCUCCGUCAACUUCUAAUGUUCCUGGAACCAAAGUGAGGCCUGUGGCAGCUGCUGCAGCCGCAGCUGCCAGAAGGGCUAGAGCAGCAGAGCGAGCACGCGAAGUUGAAGAUAGCCCGCGGGUCUUGAAAGAAAAAUGCCGAAGACUGGCCAGGGCGCUGCGCAACGCUAAGCAUCUUGUUGUCUACACAGGAGCUGGAAUUAGCACGGCAGCUGACAUCCCUGACUACAGGGGCCCCCAUGGAGUAUGGACUCGACUGCAACGAGGAGAAAGUGUGGGCCGCGUGGAGGUAUCUCGAGCGAACCCAACCUUCACUCACAUGGCGUUAACCGCUUUGUGGGCGCGAGGAGCCCUCAAAUUCGUCGUGUCACAGAACUGCGACGGUCUCCACCUGCGCGCCGGCCUGCCCCGCCGAGCGCUGGCCGAACUUCACGGCAAUAUGUUCGCGGAGUUGUGCGCGCCGUGUCGCAAGCUAUACCUGCGAUCGUUCGACACGACGGAGCGCACGGCGCGGCACCGGCACGGCACGAGGCGGCUGUGCCACGCCUGCGGCACGGAGCUCAGGGACUCCAUAGUGCACUUCGGGGAGCGCGGCAGGGCGGCCUGGCCUUUGAACUGGGCUGGAGCGCUGCGGCACGCUGCUAGAGCCGAUGUCGUCUUGUGUCUCGGAUCUAGUCUGAAGGUCCUGCGUCGUUACGGUCGGCUGUGGCGCAUGCACAGCGCCCCCUCGUCGAGGCCGGCGCUGUACAUUGUCAAUUUGCAAUGGACGCCCAAAGACUCCGUCGCGAAGCUGAAGAUAAACGCGCGCUGCGAUACUGUUAUGAGACAGGUGGCACGGCGACUGCGACUCCGCGUCCCCCGGUACGACUCCCCCCGGGACCCCGUGAUCUGGCACGCGGAGCCGCUGGCGGCGCCCGAGGCCCACACCACGCGGCGCUCACCACUCCGGGAUGACCCCGCGUCCGACGGGUCCGCUUACCACACCGAUGCGUCUUCUCCAUCGGCCUCGGAUUCUGAUGAGGAGGUGCCACUGAGGAGGCUAGCAGAUCGGUUGAAGGCUCCCACUCUUAAGGCUUUUAAGGUAAAUUUAAUGUCCGGUGAAGCGACGAUCCUGCUCCGCAAAGAGCACGCCCCCUCCCCCUCCCCCAGCCCCGCCCCUCACUCCCCGCCGCGCUCAGCCACUUCAGAAUUACGUCGCUUCCGUAUCCGUCGUCGGCACACGCCGCCUCCCACCGAACCGCCCCACGCCCACACUCCCAAUACUCAUCCCAGACUGAACGGAAUCGAAAUCAAGACAGAACGGAUAAAGAAAGAAGAGGAACUGUCAAAUGGUACUCUAGGAUCUCGUCUGCGGAAACUUCUAGAACAUGAUCCUCUUCCUUUGGUGAAGAAAGAGGAGGACGUGAAGAGGGAACCGCCUGAUAGUAAACUGAACGAUAUUGAACCUCACGAAGAUCGCAACGGCUCGCUGGCGGCCGCCAUCAUCGCUCGCGCGGUUCUGCUGUGUAGGGCUUCGCUGUAUUCCGGAUUUCAUACGAUAAUCUCCCAGCCGCCUGCCACCCCCACCCCUCCUCCGAGCCCUGCCCAAUGCUCGUGGUGCGAGAAGCACUUCGGCUCCCGUCGCUGCUUAUGGUACGGGCCGCCUCGGGAGACCUCGCUGUCGGCCCGGGUGUGGCGCAAGAUCAAGGGUAGGAAGUAUCUAUGCGCCUGCUGCGGCGACGGGGAGGACGGCAGGACGAACGGGGAAGAGACCGGGGGCUGGUACGGGAAGGGCUAUCGCAAGGGGCGGCGCAGGAAGCGGUAGCGACCCUCCGUCCCGGAUCAACCCGAUCCGAGGACGAAUCCAGGGCUCAAACAUAACGAACAAUAAUAUGUGAUCUAGUUUAAUUAGUUAAUGUUCCGAGGACGCUCGGCGGGAUCGCGCUAAUUUAUUUUUGUAUUCGGUACAAGUGGUGUGUGUGUGUCGUGUAUGUCAGCAACUAAUAUUGACCGUUCAAUAUUUUGUCUUUGUAAACUAAACUUUAUUUGACGUAUCGUUUAAAGUCUAUUUUACGACGUCUCUGCGUAUAUGAUUGAUCGUCAAUAACACAAUAUAUUUGACAUUAGAUUGAUGUAUAAAUUUACCUUUUCCGUUAUUUUAAUUUUGAACAAAUUAUUUGCUGUACAUUACUUGGUCACGGCAACCUCUCGAAUAAUGUUCGUAUAUAUGUAACCUCUAUACGAUUAAACCUUAAAGAGGUUAAUAUGUCAUUUAUAACAUUCUUCUUUAGAUGACAUAAAUAGAAUUUCGAUUAUUGAAACAUUAGAA
This is a messenger RNA of Bombyx mandarina (wild silkworm), 2511 nucleotides long. It is a transcript of the gene Sirt7, whose product is annotated as sirtuin 7. The record is from RefSeq and is a predicted model, not a curated record. Gene Ontology annotation, cellular component: chromatin; nucleus. Lineage: Eukaryota; Metazoa; Arthropoda; Insecta; Lepidoptera; Bombycidae. Gene Ontology annotation, molecular function: NAD+ binding; histone H3K18 deacetylase activity, NAD-dependent.